GUAAUGUCAACAAGACGUUCAUUAUCAAAGUUAUUGAUACGACAGUAUUCAAGUUUACGUAUUCAAGACUCUUGUGUAAUUUAUUUAAAUAAAAUGGAGCCGAAAAUUAAUUUGAAACAAGAUCCAGCGUAUAAGAAACUGCAGGAGUAUUUCAACGCUAACGCUGAAAAAAUUAAUAUUCUGCAACUUUUCCAACAAGACGUCGACAGAUUUAAAAAGUUUAGCCUUCGUCUACCAACACCAAAUGAUGGUGAAAUCUUGUUAGAUUAUUCUAAAAACAGAUUGGAUGCCAAAGCUUUCGAAUUACUCCUCAACUUGGCUAAAAGUCGUGGGGUUGAAAAAGCUAGGGAUGCUAUGUUCUCAGGUGAGAAGAUAAACUUCACAGAGGAUCGUGCAGUGUUGCACAUUGCUUUACGUAACAGACAGAACAAGCCGAUCCUGGUUAAUGGGGCAGAUGUCACACCGGAUGUGAAUGCGGUCCUCGCUCAUAUGAAAGAAUUCUCACAGCAAGUUAUUAGUGGACAAUGGAAAGGAUAUACAGGCAAGCAGAUAACCGAUGUGAUCAACAUUGGUAUUGGAGGCUCAGAUCUUGGCCCUCUCAUGGUCACCGAGGCACUGAAACCUUAUGCCAAUCAUCUUAAGGUACAUUUUGUCUCCAACAUCGAUGGUACGCACCUCGCGGAGGUAUUAAAACGUCUCAACCCGGAGACGGCGCUGUUCAUCAUCGCCUCCAAGACUUUCACCACUCAGGAGACCAUCACCAACGCGACUUCAGCCAAGAACUGGUUCCUGCAGGCUGCUAAAGAUUCAUCAGCGGUAGCAAAGCAUUUCGUAGCGCUGUCCACUAACGGGGAGAAAGUGACCGCCUUUGGUAUCGACUCCAAGAACAUGUUUGGUUUCUGGGACUGGGUCGGUGGAAGAUAUUCUCUAUGGUCCGCGAUCGGUCUGUCCAUCUCGCUGUACAUCGGCUACGAUAACUUCGAGAAGCUUCUAGAAGGAGCCAACUAUAUGGACCAGCACUUCACCACCGCGCCAUUGGAGAAGAAUGCGCCCGUGAUCCUCGCGCUGCUGGGUGUGUGGUACCACAACCUGCACGGCGCGGAGACGCACGCGCUGCUGCCCUACGACCAGUACCUGCAUAGAUUCGCAGCGUACUUCCAGCAAGGGGACAUGGAGAGUAACGGUAAGUACGUGACGCGGGGCGGCGCGCGCGCGGAGCACAGCACGGGGCCCAUAGUGUGGGGCGAGCCCGGCACCAACGGACAGCACGCCUUCUACCAGCUCAUACAUCAGGGCACCAGAUUGAUCCCGUGCGACUUCAUAGCGCCCGCGCAGACACACAACCCGAUAUCCGGAGGAGUCCAUCACAAGAUCCUGCUCGCCAACUUCCUCGCGCAGACUGAGGCUCUCAUGAAGGGGAAAACUGAAUCUGAGGCUAAGGCUGAAUUAGAGAAAUCGGGAAUGUCUCCGGAGUCGAUCGCGAAGAUCCUGCCACACAAAGUGUUCCUCGGCAACCGACCCACUAACUCCAUCGUCGUGAAGAAACUGACUCCCUUCACACUUGGAGCUCUUAUUGCGAUGUACGAGCACAAGAUCUUCACUCAGGGUGUGAUUUGGGACAUCAAUUCGUUCGACCAAUGGGGUGUGGAGCUCGGCAAGCAGCUCGCUAAGGCCAUAGAGCCGGAGUUACAAGACAAUAAGCCAGUAACCUCACAUGAUGCCUCAACUAAUGGACUCAUCAACUUCUUGAAGGAGAACUUCGCUUAAUCUGUGUCUGCUUGAGUUUUUAAUCUAUGGUCACAAUUGUAAUGCUUAAUCUUUGACAUUUAUCUGUUACUGCUUGUAAUCUAUGGUCACAAUUAUUUUUGAAAGCUUAGUCUUUGAUGUUUUUGUUACUGUGUUUAAUCUAUGGUCACAAUGGUCAAUUUCGUUGACAAUUUGAUUUAUAUAAAAAAUACAUUAUUUUCUGCCGCAAAGUCGUACUUAGUGUAGAUUUCAUAAACUUAUUCUACUCUAAGGGUACUAUUUGACCAUUAGGUAAUGUAUAAAAGAAUUGUGUCCAAAUGAUCAUUCUUUGUUGUGAUCUAAAUUAUAUUAUUUAUGUAUAUUUUUUAAUUUUAGUAAAUAUAAAUCAUGUGAAGAAAUUUUUAUGUAUACAAAUAUUACGAUUUUUAGAUCUGUAUAACAGUGAGUAGGAUGCUAGUUGAAAUUGUUAUGCUUUUGAGAGGUUUUGAACAAAUUUAAUUUACGUUAAUAAAUAUUUAAACAGAUGUGUUAGAAUUGGUUUAUUUA
Molecule: messenger RNA, 2292 nt
Organism: Papilio polytes (common Mormon)
Lineage: Eukaryota; Metazoa; Arthropoda; Insecta; Lepidoptera; Papilionidae
Gene: Pgi
Product: glucose-6-phosphate isomerase
Exons: 12
Coding region: 4-1767 (587 amino acids)
Biological process (GO): glucose 6-phosphate metabolic process; gluconeogenesis; glycolytic process
Cellular component (GO): cytosol
Molecular function (GO): carbohydrate derivative binding; monosaccharide binding; glucose-6-phosphate isomerase activity
Source: RefSeq, a predicted model, not a curated record